Oikopleura dioica is the source of this 576-nucleotide messenger RNA. Lineage: Eukaryota; Metazoa; Chordata; Appendicularia; Copelata; Oikopleuridae. The record is from the annotation of a GenBank genome assembly.
AUGGCUGUCAGAGAUCGCCAAAAGGGAAAUUAUGUUCUGGAGAAACGACUUGGAGCUGGGAGUUUUGGUGAAGUCUACACUUGCUGGCACAAUAAACGAGCAGAGUACUAUGAGGACGAAUGCCUUGUUAUAAAAAUUAUCAACAUCGGCCCUGGAAGCAAAUCUUCAGAUGGGAAAGAUCCUUGUGAUGAUGCGAAACGCGAAGCGAAACUGCUCCGUAAACUGAACCACAAAUACAUCAUUCAGUUUCAUGACUCGUUUAUUGAACGAGAGUCUUUCUGCAUCGUGACAGAAUACUGCAAUGGUGGCGAUUUGGAGCACUACAUUGUCCGGAGGAGAGACGUGAACGAGAAGAUCUCAUCUUGUCUUGUCAUAAAAUGGAUGAAACAAAUGACAGAGGCGAUCAAAUACAUGCAUACGUCCCGACCGCCAAUUCUGCAUCGAGAUUUAAAGUCGCGAAAUGUCUUUCUUGCUGGCCAAGAUGUCAAAAUCGGUGACCUUGGAGUGUCAAGAGUUCUUCAAGAAAGCUUCGCAAAGGUAAAGAAUCUAUCGUAUGUUUACGCUGUGACUCGAUAG